AUGCUUUCUCAGACAAACCACUCCACAUCACACCCUAUAACUACCGAAAAUUCUAUCACAAUUCUUUAUGGAAGUCAAACGGGCAAUGCUCAGAUGUUAGCUAAAUUGCUUACUCUUCAGUUAUAUCGGAUUUUCGAUCUGGAGUGUGUCAAGUCUAAUUUAAAACAUCCUCCUAUUAUUCAUUUACUAUCACUGGAUGACUAUACGCCUGUAUCACGGCUUGCGAAGGAGAAAGGAGUAGUGAUAUUCGUUUGUUCCACUACAGGUCAUGGUGUUCCUCCGGAUAACAUGUCACUAUUUUGGAAAAAAAUAAUGAAUCGUGCUUUGAUUCCAGGUCGUUCGCUUCCACCAGAUUUACAUUUUGCUGUCCUUGGACUUGGUGAUUCUUCUUAUCCUAUGUUCAACGUUGUCGCUAAAAAGCUUUAUCGUCGUCUACUUCAACUUGGUGCUACUCCACUUUGCUCUGAAAUUGGAAGUGGUUCAGAAUGUGAAGAAAGUGAAAAUUUAAGCCUUGGAUUAGCUGAUGAACAGUCCGAGUUAGGUAUAAAUGAGGUCUUGCGCUUUUGGAUUCCAACCCUUUGGCAUAAUGUUAUGAAGUUCUUUGGCAUUCCGAUUUCAGAACAACUAUCUCAGUUUUUCAGUUGGAAAAACAUGAACAAUCCCGAUUUUGUGUUUAAUUUAUGGCCUAAAUAUGAUGUGAUUUGUUCCUGCUCAGUACCGAAGCCCAGUUCCCAAUCCAAAAGUGAGAGUAAUUUACUCUAUCAGCUUAUCGAGCAAGUCGAAUUCGACAAUGAACAUUCGUUUCUGUCUAACCCAACCCCAAUUAAUGCUCAAUGGUUCCAGGUGGUACGUUCUAAACGUGUUACCAGUGCAGACCAUUUCCAGGAUACACGGCUUGUUGAAUUGUCUUAUAAAUCCAAUGUUGAUUUAAAAUCGAAUGAAUUUCGACCUGGUUCUGUGAUUUAUGUUCAACCUACAAAUCGUAAAGAAGAUAUUUUAUCUCUAUUUCAACUAACCAAUUUGAAUCCAACUGAACGUGUAAAAAUUACUCAAUCUUAUCGAAAUUUCCCGUUACCUAACCUACUUAGAUCAUUGAAAGAAAAUGACUGUGAUAUAUCUAUUGCUUGGCUUGUUACAUAUUAUUUUGAUUUGAAUGCAACUCCACCACAGUAUUUCUUUGUGAAUUAUUGUGCUUUUGCUGUUCAUUGUUUGAAACUUUUAAAAAAUCCAGAUGGAUCAGAACAUAUUGACAAAGAUCGUUUGAAGCUGGAAGUUGAUCGAUUAACUGAUCUAGCUUUUGCUGAAAGUUCUGAUGAUAUUGAUGAUUUAUAUGAUUAUGUUUUCCGUCCUUGUCGACGUGUGAUUGAAGUACUCGCGGAUUUUCCAGUUAUAUCAAGUCUUUUAACAUCACAGUAUCUAUUUGAUAUACUACCUGGACCGAUUCGUGCACGACCUUAUUCAGUGGCAUCUCCACCACCACGAAUUGAAUUACUUGUUGCUUUGGUUAAUUAUCGUACACGUUUAUCAACACCGCGUAUUGGAACAGCUUCAAAUUAUUUAGCUUCUUUAAACCCUGGAGAUUGUUUUAGUGGAUGGCUUGGUACUGUGUCCGGUGGUUUCAACUUCGAUAGACUUUUGACAUUUCCACCUCCUUCUUGUUUACUUAUUGCCACCGGCACUGGUAUUGCACCGUUUCACAGUUUUUUGUUACAUCAACAUAAUUGUUUCAAAUCACAUUUAAAUCGUGAUAUGUUUCCAACUAAUGUAUUAUUUUUUGGUUGCCGUUAUUCUACCAAAGAUUAUUAUUUUGCUUCAGAUUUUCAAAUGUUAGAAAAAGACGGUUGGCUUAAAAUUAUUCCAGCAUUUUCACGUGAAAAAAAUACAUCCACACAAUCGUCAUCAUCACGACGUCAGUAUGUUCAAGAUCAGUUGAAAAGCUAUCCGGAUAUUGUUUGGUCUAUACUUAAAUCUUCACAAAGUCAUGUAUUUAUUGUAGGCAAUCAAAAAACUAUGCCUGAUGAAGUACGUGAAGCGUUAGUGUCUGCUAUUGUCAGUGAAAAUCAUAUGAAUUCCAGUGAUGCUGAACUUUUCUUAGAUCAAAUGGAAGCCGAUAAUCGUAUACAGAUUGAAUCUUGGGCAUAA
This is a messenger RNA of Schistosoma turkestanicum, 2142 nucleotides long. NCBI's taxonomy places the organism in Eukaryota, Metazoa, Platyhelminthes, Trematoda, Strigeidida, Schistosomatidae. The record is from the annotation of a GenBank genome assembly.